This is a messenger RNA of Porites lobata, 9660 nucleotides long. Lineage: Eukaryota; Metazoa; Cnidaria; Anthozoa; Scleractinia; Poritidae. The record is from the annotation of a GenBank genome assembly.
AAUAUCAGCGCAAGAUUGAAUAGUUGAUACUUAUUUUGCAAAGGAAAUGUGGAUAUCUCAAUAAAUCGCAAAAUAAAGUAGCUAGCCUUUCACUAUUUACUCUUCACAGCAAUGCACUGAACUCUUGAUGGCGCAACGUAGUUCAAAGGAAUUUCUCAUCUGCAUGGCGCCGUUCUCUUAGAGGUUUGUGGUGUUCAUUGUUAUCUGAUCUUCGUCAAAAUAAGUCUUAUCUGUAGGAACGUCAACGAUUGCAAUGAACUUCACGUUAUAAGACUAGAAAAAUAUGUUUCCAUUAAAUUUUAGGUGUAUCUUAUUUGUAUUUGUGAAGUUCUUUUUCUUAGCUACCGGUGGUAAGUGCUUUUACAGGAGCUAAUAGUGUAAUUUAUCUCAGUUAAUGUGAACUCGUUAAUAAAUAAUUUUUUUGUAAGCUUAUUGUAACUCUGGACUAUUUUCUUUGGCCAUGGGGCAUACUUUUUUGUAGGACUUUUAUUUUUGUAAAGAUCUAUCAAGUUUUAUAUGACUAUUCUUUGUCUAAGCUAAAAGUAUAAAGCGUAGCUUGACUCUUUAAAGCUCACUAACUAAGUCACCCUUUUCUGCCAUUUUGAUACGGUCAAUAUAUGUGGGGGCGGGGUGGGGGGCGAGGACGACAGCUCCCUAAGUUGUUUUAAUUUUAGUUUUUACUGCUAGGGUUAUAUGUAAGUAUAAAAAAUGCUGUGGCUAUAUGCCUGACAGGCUGGAAGGGUCUCAAAAAAAAAAACUAAAUGUGCGGCAGUCAGAAAAUUUUGUAGAAUUUCUAUGAAGUCCCUUUCCCUAACCUCUUGAAAGUAUUCUAUCUUUGGUUAGAAUUUCAGUAUUUGUAACUUGAUUUUUAAUUCUUUGUAAUCACAGUCAGAGAAUACAUUAGACUGUACAGAUUUUUUUGUUUAGAAUCUUUUUGUAGUUUCUAAUAUUUUAUUGUAAUUUUUGAUUGUUUCAAAUAUGUUUUAGAUCCGUUGUCAUUGUAGUUUUUACUGUGGUCGUGUCCAUCAUUUGUUUGAAAGAGUUUUAUUGUGAACUCAAGCUCAAAAUAACAGUCGGUCAAUAGACAAUCUUUUUCCAGAAAUAUGGCGACUUGACCGACCAAAAACUUCACUCACCAGUCAUGUUAACCGGACACACAUUCCCUAAUUUUUGAACAAACAGCCAAAUCAUCAACUGUAAAUCGUAGAUUUUGUCUCUUUAUAAAGAUUCAAUCACAUUCACAAAUAGAAAAUUACACGAGGAUUAGUUAACUUUUUUUCCAAUUUUAAGCGCAAUUCCUCUGUUAUAGUAAAUGUUUAAUGUCUCUCAUCAAUUUUGCAUUUCUUUCUUUUUUUAGUGCAGUGCAAUAAUCUUCACAAAUCAAGUUACCAGCAAUGGGAAUAUUUGCAAUACUGUCAAGAUUUGUGAGAGUGUUGUUCCAUUAACCUAGGGGUGCUGUUCUCAUUCAGUCUGGAUUUAAAAAUGGCGCCAAUUGUUCCAAAAACUCAUGAAGGCGGUGCACAAACACCUUCAUCACCCGGGCAACACAAAACGUUUACCUUUGAAAUAAAGGAGAAAUUUGUUGGGCAGUCUGUUAUGAUGUCACUAUGGUUUGUCUUCAGUUUUGGAUCUAUUAUAUCAAACAAGUACAUUUUGUCGACAUUAGACGGUGAUGCUGGCAUCCUUGGAGAGACACAGAUGAUCUGUUCUGUUAUUUUUGGGGCUCUCAAGAUGUACCUCCCUUGUUGCUUGUUUCAUCGAACCUCUGGCCAUCAUCAAGAUGGACAUAAGUUUCAUUUCUUUCGUAACAUGGCGAUUCUAGGCUGGAUGAGGUAAUGAUUGAACAUCUUUUAUUUCUUAGAAGCACCAUUGAUAAUAUAAUAUAAUUUAUAUAUCAGGGUUGUCAGAAAGUUUUGAAGUAGAUCAGGCUGAGUUGCCAAAGUAUUCAUCCAGUCCAGGGAUAUUUUAUUUAAAAAAAUGCCAUCUGUAAAGAAAUGCCAAGCAGAGUAGCUGGUCGAUUCUAACCAAGUAGGUGGCAAUCUUCGCAGGCAGCCGGCUACUUUUGAGAACCCUGAUAUAUGCUGUGAAACUUGCAAUAAGUUGAUAUUGAUUUAAUAGGAUAUCUUGCCAACAGAGUAGCCUGAGAAGACAGCCAAAAUUUUGAGAUGGAAUCCCCGGUUCCUCGUAAAAUCAGACAUUUGAGAAACAAGUGCAGAAAUUCCAUACUGAUGAUGCAACACUUACCCAGAUCUGGGUAGUGAAUUCUAAGCGGCUGAAAAUUUGGUUCAUCCAAUCAAAAGUACUACCUGGAUCCGUAGUGACAUGUUAACAGAAUAAAAAUUUUUGAGCUCAUUUCUCAGACAUCAUCUCGCAAGGAAACCAGCGGUGGUGUUGCAAAAUGUUGGCCAUUCUCUCAGGCGAGACCAGAGCGAAGGUAGAAGUGUCCAAAGGGUGAUUGGGUGGAGACAGGUGAUGAAAACAGUUUCAAAUGAAAACAAUAGUCAUUGAUAGUAUGUAUAAAAGUUUUUGCACCCAUUUCUCAGACAUCAUCUCAGCGGGAAAUCCACGCUGGUUUUCACCAGAAAUUGGUCAGAUUUUUCAUGAUAAAUAUAUUUGGAAUAAUAAAAAACACUUUCCAAGUUGGGCUCUGACCAAUACCCUGUCUUAAUGACUUGGAGACCUAAAAAAUGGGACUUCAAAGAGUCAAAAUCCAAAAAAUUUCCUGAGGGAGCCGGUCCCGAACCCCACUUGAAGCUUGCAACUUGUGCUAGGCGGGAUUGAGCAGAGAGGGGUUAUGAAAACAGUUUCAACAAACGAUAGUCACUGCAUGCUCACGACCUAUAGUAAUUUAUGAAAUAACUAAGAUAAUACGCGCGCUCUGAUUGGCCAAAAACCUAUGGUUUAUUGUGCCGGUAAACUCAUAGAAAACUUAAAAUUAUUUUAUAAAAGCAAUAGACCACACUUUCUAUGGGUUUACCGGCGUGAUAGCACACGCGGGAUGUUGGGAGAACACUCGAAUAGCUUGUAAAUCACUCGCCUUUGGCUCGUAAUUUACAAGCUUUUCUCGUGUUCUACCAACAUCCUGCGUGUGCUAUCACACCGGUAAACCCAUAGAAAGUGUAGUCUAUUGCUUAAUCAGUUUCUUGUAUAUUGCUAGUGACCCUGUAUCUUCUUUUUCUUUAAAUUUAUCCUUAAGAGGACGUAACGUUUGUGUUAUAUUUCUAGCAACUCCGAAAGAUAGUUGAAUUUAAGCUUUAAUAAAUAAAAUUAAUGAGGAAGAGAAAGAGAGAAUUGUUGAUUGUGACUUAUGAGUGUUGGACAAGAUUAAACUCUUGAACAAACUCUCUAACAGGUCAUGUGUUCAAAUGACUAAUUUUUUUCUUUUUUUCUACAUGGGUGCUUGUGGCAUAAUAAACAUUAAUACAGUAGAACGACAGUAACUUGAACUCUGAAGGGAAACGAAAAACAGUUCGAGUUACGUGUAUAAGCAGAGAAAUUGAGUUGGGUAUAAAUUUCAGUGAAGUUUUCAUUUAAAAGGGAAAGGAAAUUCAGUUCAAGUCAGUGAGGAAUUUGAGUUUUCCAAGUAUAUUUUUAUCUUAUAAUGAUAACAUUUUUGCUGUUUCCCUUAAGAUUUGCAACAAUUGUUUGCUCUCUCAUUACUCUCAAGUAUGUUGCUGUUUCAUUCUCUGAAACGGUGAAAUCUUCAGCACCAAUAUUCACUGCAAUUAUUGCUUGGAUAAUGCUAGGUCAGUGAAAAAUAGUUAUUUCUUAAUUUUAAUUUUAUUAUUUUGUUAAAUGAAAUGAACAUAAUAAAUUUAAUUAACCCAACUUUUAUUGACUGCUGGCUUAAAAGGAGAUUUUGGCUAUCAUUGUUUGUUAUAAUAAUAUUUUUAAAUCUCGUUCUGGCCUGACUAGCUGAAUUUGUCCUCAGCCCAGUUAAAGUUCGCUGCAGAUUCCAAAGAAAAAAAAUCAAGUUUCCUUUUGUAAAAUAUGAAGAAAUAAAUAGACCAUGUGAAAGUAUUGCUGAAGGGGUUUCAUUAAUGAAUGGUAACACCAUAGGAUUUCAUCUGCAGACGCAAAAGUUAGAACUAUACAUACUAAAUAAACAGUACCAUGUAAAAGUAUUGCUGAAGGGGUUUCAUUUGAAUGGUAACAGUAAAGGAUUUCAUCCACAGACUCAAAAGUUAGAACUACAUACUAAAUAAAUAGUACCAUGUGAAAGUACUGCUGAGGAGGAUUCAUUUGAUUCGUAACACCAUUAUAGGAUUUUGUUCACAGACUUUUAAGUUAGGAUUGUCAAUUAAAUCACUUCACCAUAACAUGGUCUAGGGGUUUAGGAUUAAUAGAUAUUAGGGACUUAAAGAUCCAACAAUGUGAAGGCAGCAAGAACUAAAAAAAAAAACAACAGGUUUAAUAAGCGAAACAAUAACUUUGCUCAUGCAUGACACUUUUUUGUACAUUUCUUUGCUGUUUUUGCUUGGAAUUCAACUUCAGGAGUGUUCGCCUACAUUUGAUAAAGUAUAAGUGGAUGUGUAAGGAAUAAUAUUGCUUUCGAGGGUGAUAGAACCCAAGUGAUGUUAAAGUCCCUAUAAUUUAUUGAUAAUGAUACUUAUUAUGUACCAAACAAUUUUGCUUUUGUUAUUUUGCAGGAGAUAAAUCAACUUUAUUAGUAAAUCUUUCACUCAUUCCCAUAAUGGCUGGGCUCUCACUUUGUACAGCUACAGAACUAAGUUUCAACAUGGUUGGAUUUAUUUCAGCUCUUUUAAAUAAUGUUAUGGACUGGUGAGUGAUGCCUAGCUAGCUUAUUUCUGCCGUUACCUAGCUAUUAAACUGAAAGGUCCUUAGAAGUGUCCCAAACAUACAACUUGAAUACUCACCUAAGAAAACAGCCAACAUUACUGGUGGUUUCCUUGUGAAAUAACAUCCAAGAAAUGACCGCAGAAAUUUCAACUGCUGGUGUGUCACUACGCAGAUCUGGGGAGUGCAUCUUAUUGCCUGAAGCCAAUUUCCCACGACCAUUCAAUCAGAUAGUGACAUGUCAUAUAGGUGGGAUUUCUGCGUUCUGGUAUCAUUUUGUGGGGAAACCUGACAUAGUGAAAUGUCAGCUGUUUUCUCAACCUUGUCCCAGGGUGGCGGGUAGGAGAGAACCCUGGGAAUGAGGUUGAGACUGAUAAUUAACUCACUUUAAAAGAUUUCCUUUUACUCUCUCCUGUACUCUCUAUAAUAUAUAGUGAGGGUUAAAAGAAAGUUAUGAACAACAACAACAACAACAUUUCGAAGAAGGCUGGUGGUUACUCACAGUGUCGCCAGUUUUUGUGUUACAUUAUCAGUGAGCAAGGAAUUAAACUCUGGACUGCUGAGGGACAAAUACAUUUACAUGUUGUUUUCGAAGUUAGACUUGAACACAGGAUUGCGAUUCCAGUGUACUGACUACUCAGCCACGCUGUCACUUCUCCCAGGCGAUAUAAGCCUAUCAGAAAAGUAGAAUUGUUUUGAUUUUAAUUAAUAAUGAUUAUUAAAUGAUUAUAUUAUUAGUUGUAGUAAUAAUAAAAUUAGUAUUAUUGUUUGGUAGUUUUCAGAAUGUAUUUUCCAAGAAGCUUCUAAGUAGUGAGCAUCCUUAUAGGUAAGAACUCAUUUGAUAGUCUGCAAGCAGAUGUUUGCUAUAUAUUACCUUUAAGCUGCAUGCAUUCAGGUGCAACAAAGGAAAUAGCUAGGAGAUAUCUGCACACAGGCUUGCUCAUAAUGUUGAUCAUGAUCAGCUUUUUCCCUUCUAAAACAGCAAGCAGUCAAGUCUUAAACUUGACAGCUUCAAAAACAUCUAUAUUUUUUCCAUUGGUCAUGAGUGAGGACACUGGUCAAAUACGAAAGGGCGAGAGUGAGUGUAAAAACAGAGAUAACGUAUUCCUUCAUUGUAGCCUCGCAUGAAUAUGUGUUGAUUUUUCCUGUAAAACAGCUUUCAUAAGUUAUCAUGUGAUGAGUGCAAAAACUCGUGUUUGAAGUGCUGCUGUUUGUUGUGUGACUGAACUGAGUUUUGAGAAAGUUAAUCGGCGCUAUUAAAUUGUGAGUCAUGAUUGGCUUAUGGUGACUUUAAAGAGAAGACAUGACUUGAUCACAGUACUAAAAGGAAUUAAGGGCUUAUUAGAGAGGUGGGUGGGACUUAAUAGAGGAUUUACAAUUAAGCUGAAUUAUUUAUACGCUUAACAUUAGUUAAUUCACAGUUUUCUUUUUCAGUCCCCCAGAACUUCAGUUCUAUACAAGUGCUGCUGCAAUUGCUGUUCAACUACCUUUCUGGUUCUUUAUGGUUAGGUUUUGCUCAAUUAUAUAGUAACAGUAAUAUUUAUGAAAGAAAGCAGUUUAGAAAUCCUGCUAACCAAACACGUGUAAACAAGCUGGUUAUGUAGCCAAUCAAGAUUUUAGUUCAAAGGCACAAAAUUAUUGGCCGUUAUCACACUAGAGAUGAAUUAUCCGUCUGAGAAGGGUUAUCCGUUGGAUAAUUCGCACCAGACAGAUAACACAACUUUAAUUAUCUGAAAAUGGAACGAUUUUAAUUUUUGAUGAACAAUCUGCCUUACUUUAUCCAUCUGUUCAUCCAUCAAUUUUUCUGGAUUUUGAAGAUGGAUAUCCGUCUCUAGUGUGAAAGCAGCCAUGUUAUUGGCCUUGAAAAGGGUAGAUUUCAUUGUGAGUUUUAAUUUAGAUUUAUCAUUAGUAUACCUGCCAACUUUUUCUGAGAUAUAAGCGUGAGAUUUUUAUCCUUGGAGCUCUGGGAUUUUGGAAGACGACACGAUCAUUUCCGAAGAUAUCCCGAAGAAGUCCGAAGUCUUCUGAAGAAGUCUGAAGUCUUCCGAAGACGUCCGAAGUCUGCCGAAGGCGAAGUUAUCGAGAAAACGCUUAUCCACAAAAUCAGAGAUCGCGAGGAAGGUAUUGUCAUUUAUUCAUUUUACACAUGGUUUUCGCUCCUUACAUGGGUCUGAGUUAACAUAUUUUUGGAAAUUGUGUCAAGCAAGAUGGCAACAACUCACAUUUUUCAAUCAGGCAUGAGAAAUUGGCCCGCAAGCGUGAGCCGGCAUGAGAUCGAAGUUUUCAACCCUUAGGCGUGAGACUCACUCCUAAGGCGUGAGAGUUGGCAGGUAUACAUUAGACUGCUUGCAGUCCAGCUAAUUGCUCUCAGCUCUUAUUUUACUCACUGUGAUUGCAAACAAUCAUCGGACGUUACAAUAAGAGAUUUAAUAGGAUAAGUUGAAAAAAGACAGACUGUGGACUCUUCUGUAGCAAACAAACCCACUGUCAGCCCAAAAAUUGAGUAGCUGAUUGGUCAAUUUUAGAGCUGGUGACAGAUCAUUGACUGGUCUGUUACCCAGGUUAAUUGGUUAAUGAAAUUAUCUUGAAAGCUUUGGUGUCCCCAGACAGAGUGAAAGAGUCAACAGUCUCUUAUUUUUUCUUCUUGGGAUUAUGCACUUGUUUGUUGCACUCAUGUGCAUGUCUGAGGGUUUUGCAUGGAGAAUUUGCAAAGGAAAAUAAGACACUACUUUAAUAAUAAUUAUUAUUGCAGUCUAAGAAAUCAUUGUGUUGGUCGAAAUUCAAAUCAAAGGCAAUAAAAUUUAACAUUGGACUUAGUUAGGUUAGACUGCAUUGUUAGUUGUAAACAUUUAUCUUUUUUUUGUUUAAUUUUGUUCAAGGAGUGGCCCAGUGAAGUGAAGUUGACAGAGGACAGAUUUUUAAUAUUUAUUUUUUUAUUAAAUGGAUUCAUGUUCUACAUGCAAAGCCUUACAGCCUUUGGACUCAUGUCACUGAUAUCACCAGUUACAUUCAGGUAUGGCUUUAUAAAUUACUUUCCACCAGUUAUCAUAAAUAGUUUACAAAGCAAGGCUUUUUGUCAUAAUAAUGACAGUAUUCCCAACGGUCACCAGAAAAUGGCUUUAUUAUACAGGCUGUCAUUAUUGUAAUGACAACACCACAAUGGUGGAAAUUUAAGGUGGCCAUGGCUAUUAGUGUAGAUGUUUAAGGUGUUAUAAACCCUUUAAAUAGUGACCAACAUCAGUUUUCUCCUAACGAUAUCCAUAGAUUGUCAAGAGUAAAGUCUAUGCGAAUUAAUAAAAUGAUCACAAAGAGAAAACUCUUUGAUCUUUUAUCAAGUUCUCCCAGCUAAUUCUUUAAGGAAAUGUAUAGAGAUAAAAAAGUCUGGAGAAUUUGUAAGUGGAUAUUAGGGCUUGAAGGGUUAAUACUAGAUAGUUUGGUCCCCUUAUUUACUGUGCUUUUCAAAAACUUGUGAACUCUGAAGUUUGAAAGCCACCUUCAUGAAAUACAUAGAUUUCAUUGGGAAUUUGACUGUGAUGAUGCAGUUAUCAGGCUUUUCCCUGCUAUUUUUUUAAAAGCUGUGGAAAAUGUUACAUGAAAAUGAGCAUCACUUAGGCCCUUUCUUCUUGGACCCCAAUUUAUAAUAAUUAUUAUAAUAAUCUUAUCAGCAUCUGAGUAUUUGUAAUUUUGAAGCCCAAGAAAGCAGCUGACAUUUUGCAAUAUGCCACCAAUGGGUCCCUCGCAAAAUUGAUGUCUGAGGAGUGUGCACAGAAAUUUCAUACUGAUGAGGCUGCUUCUGAUUUGGGGGUACUUUAGGAAUUUCUGGGUGGGGAUGUGCCGCUGGGACCCUGGAACCCUUAACCUAUACUAGAGUACACUCCCCAAAUCCCCCCGAUCCUAGAGUAGCUGUUUUCCAGAAACUACUGAGGUCACUAGCACAGUAGUCUAGCUGAAACAAAACCUUAUAGCGCAAUCCCUAAUUAUCUAGAAAAAAACCUUCAACCAACUGAUCAUUUUCCUGAAAAAUGAUACCCUAUUCUAGACCCAAACGCUCUGAUUUAUAUACCCUAUCCUAGAGUAAACUGCUUGAAAACCAUACCCUUCACAGCGGCACAUACCUAUAUAGCCCAUACAUGGCAGUACCCAGCCCCCCCCGGGCUUCUGAUAGAUUGAAAAUUUGUUUCAACCACAGUGUCUGAAAUACUACCCAGAUCUGGGUAGUGAUGAUAUGCGUGAUCACUAUGGAAUUUCUCUGCUCGUUCCUCACGCUCAGAUGUCAUUUCAUGAGGAAACCAGCGCUAGUGAUGCCACAAAUUGUUGACUGUUUUCUCAAGAUUAGUAUUUUUGUUGUUUUAGUGUAUCCAAUACAGUGAAGAGGGCAGUUCUGAUUUGGCUGUCAGUGCUGGUGUUUGGUAAUGAAGUCAGUGUCCUUGGUGCUGUCGGUACCAUCAUGGUCACAUGUGGUGUCUUCCUUUACCAAAAGGCAAAGAAUCAGCAGAAACUCUUCAAGGAAAAGGCAAAAGCAGAUAAGGAACAUGAUAUUGUGUGAUUGGGUAUCAACCAUACCGACCCUAGAGAGUGGUUAAGAGUGGCCGGUCUCAAUCCCAUUUCACAGGAAAUAAAACACUCCUUUUUAAAUUCUGCAUGAAAAUAACAGACAUAACAAAAAGUACGGUUCAUGGUGAAUUAAACAUUUGUUUUAUUUCCCAUUUUGCACCAACACGCUUCGCAGCCACCAUGGAAAUCACAAUUUAUGGAGAAAAAAGUAAGCCAUGAACAUUUCACAAGAAAAAAAUAGGACCAAUCAUGAGUCAAAAAGGUCAUGCCCUUCACCAUUGUAACUGGUUGUGGCAGGGGGGGAGGGAG